This is a messenger RNA of Peromyscus eremicus (cactus mouse), 743 nucleotides long. RefSeq names its product leucine rich single-pass membrane protein 2 (gene Lsmem2). The transcript is spliced from 4 exons. The record is from RefSeq and is a predicted model, not a curated record. Bases 1 to 453 code for a protein of 150 amino acids. Lineage: Eukaryota; Metazoa; Chordata; Mammalia; Rodentia; Cricetidae.
AUGCCUGAGGAGACCCAGGAAGACACUGUGUUGCCAACGCAGAACCAGAGGAGCAGGGGAACACUGGCUCCUAACCACGUGCAGGAGGUGCGUUUGCAUCGAGUCGAGUCCAUCAGUGACCUACACAGUGGAGGUUCACUACAACCCUAUCUGGCUGAAGAGGCACAGACGUGGGAAGAGCUUCUGGGUGUUUUACCACCAUCACUGUGCACCCAAGCUGGUUGCAGCCCCACGUGUGGCCGUGGGAGCUUCCCACUGCUAUUGGCACUGCUGGUAUUCACCUGCCUGGCACUAGCCAUCCUGGCUGUCUACCUAAGUGUGCUGCAGAGUGAAUCCCUGAGGGUCCUGGCACACACCCUCCGCACACAAGAGGAGACUCUGCUCAAAUUGCGCCUGGCUAGCCUCAGCCAGCUCAGGAGGCUCAACUCCAGCGAAGCUCGGGAUCCCAGCUGAAAUGCCAUUUGUAUGUGAGCCGUGCGGGGGGUGAAGGGACCUUUGGCAGGUCUGUUCUCCCACCGAUGGCUACGUCUACACUACUUCCUUGGUGAGAUUUUUGUACAAGAGCCUGAUGUAACUCAACAGCUGCCCGUCUCUCUUGAACUCUUCAGGCUAGACUUGACCAGGCCUUCUGGUGCCAAAGGCCCUGCUUUGGAUAGCCAAAGGUCAGAGGAUGGGGCACCAGCCUCCUCCUGGCUCCUCCUAUGGCCUGUCAGCACCCUCUGGCCACCCCCAGAUAGGAGAUU